AUGGAGGAAGGCGGUGAUGUGCUUUCGCACAUUAACAAGAUGAUUACAUUGGUGGAACAACUCGACGCGGUGGGAACUCCGGUCAACAAAGAAGACCUGGUAAUCACGCACCUUGGAAGCUUAAGCGAGUCAUUUGCAUUUCUCAUUACAGCUUUGGAUUCAAGAGCCGACUCGCUGUCGUGGGAACUGGUGACAUCCAGGCUGCUAAAUAAGUACAUGAAGCGCAAGGAGCGAGGCAGUUACGGGGUCGCUGCAGGUCAAGCGUUCAUGACAGGUGAGAAGAAGCGUAGUGGAAGGCCAUUCAAAAUGACUGACGCGUUCAAAUACUGCGUGAAAUGGGUCAUUGUAUCGCGGAAUGCGCCUCGCGGAUCCCUGACAACGCGGACCGGCAGCUUCCGCAGCGUGCGAAUGUGGCGCACAAUCAAAAUGAAAACUUUAACGAAUUCCCGUUUGCAGCUGGAUUGGAGAGCAACGACGAGUACAACGUCAAGAAGUUAG
Messenger RNA from Peronospora matthiolae, 498 nucleotides. The record is from the annotation of a GenBank genome assembly. Lineage: Eukaryota; Oomycota; Peronosporomycetes; Peronosporales; Peronosporaceae.